UCCUAUGACAUUGACACUCCAAGAAUAUUAUCUGGAGAGAAGCAACGUUACAUCGAGGAUACUCUAACUUUUUAGUUUUUGAGACUCAAGAAAAGCCAACCAAGUUCCAAGUGAGAGUUCAGAGCACUAAUCGACUGAUGUUGCCCCCCGGCCCCACUCUCAGUCUGUGUAUACUGUUACUGAAGUUCCGCUUACUGUUACAGUCAGGAGAUAUUGAAGCAAACCCUGGACCAACGCUUACCUCAAUUCUGACUCUCGGUGAUGAUUUGAAUUCUGUUUACAAGAACUUGAUAAAUGCCGCUGGAAACUGGUUCGACCUGGGACUUGAUCUGGGAUUACAUCCUGGCACCCUCCAAAAUAUAAAAGAUGACAAUCACAGGAACAGGGAUUGUCUGCGUGAAAUGAUAGGUGCUCGCUUGAAGACUGGCCCUCCUCUCACCUAUUCUGAUAUAUGUCGGAGUCUUAGAGCAUCAACAGUUCAGCGGAAUGAUGUGGCUACGGCUAUUGAGGAGCUAUGUACAGGUGGUGCUGGACCCACAGAAAGCUUGGGAGCUUCAAUGCGAGAUACAGUGAUAAAAAAUGAAGAUCUGAUUUAUUUGGCUGCUUAUUUUGAUAGUUCUGCACUUCUUGUUGCCGCAAUGUCACUAGAACCUUAUGAAGAAGGUAAUGUAAAGAAAGCAGAAGUCAGUGAAGGCAUACGGGUUGCAGUGCAAGUAUGCUUGAAAUACUGGAAACAAAAGAAACAAAAAGAAGCAACUGUUCAAGCACUUCUAGCUAUUGUCCGCGGUCUGGGAAAAGAGGACACAGCCACCAGAAUUGAAGAAUAUUUUCAAAAAAAAUAGUAUAAGUAUAAAUGUGUAACCAUGAUGUGACUGAACCUAUACAUGUACAUCUAUCUAGUGGCUUAUAAAAUCUAGUGGUUUAUAACUGUACAUCUCUAGUGGCUUAUAAAAAAUGUAUUUUUUCGUUUUGUAUCCCUUUGUAUAAUUAUAUAACAAAUUAUUGCUGAGGCAGCAAA
Molecule: messenger RNA, 1018 nt
Organism: Halichondria panicea
Lineage: Eukaryota; Metazoa; Porifera; Demospongiae; Suberitida; Halichondriidae
Exons: 3
Coding region: 138-842 (234 amino acids)
Biological process (GO): signal transduction
Molecular function (GO): protein binding
Source: RefSeq, a predicted model, not a curated record